CCCGAACAUCGACAUCAUUUCACAAGCCAGAAAGGAAAUCCCGCUGAGCCCUGCUGACUAUCCCUCUACCUUCAAAUACCCCCGAGACGUCCUUCCUCACAGUCCCACAUCUCUUUCACCACCCAUCCAUCAAUCCCAUUAUCUGAAUUGACACGUCUGUCUUGCCUGCUGCAUCACCGCAUCAAGUGACGUACGACUCCCUUUUCGCACAACAUCAAGAUACCCAUUGCUUUCAACCACAUACCACUCACACGACCACCAUGUCUCUCGCAUCAGCCAACUUCCCCUCCUCGGUCGCCUUCGACGCCAUCUCCUCAUCCCUCGCCUCCUCCGAGCCAGACCGCAAAGAUGCGAUAAAGAAGGGCAACGCGAUCUUCGCGUUCCAGCUGAAGAACGGCUCCGGCGAGACCGAGUCGUGGUACAUCGACCUCAAGGAGACGGGCACGGUCGGCAAGGGGGAACCCCCCAAGAAGGCGUCGGUCACGCUCGUGCUGUCCGACAAGGACUUCGGGCAGCUGGUGGCCGGCAAGGCGAACGCGCAGAAGCUGUUCAUGAGCGGGAAGCUCAAGGUCAAGGGCGACGUCAUGAAGGCGACGAAGAUGGAGCCGAUUUUGAAGAAGGCGCAGACGAAUGCGAAGUUGUAGUGGUCGUCGGGGUGUCUGGGGUGUAGGAUGGGGGUUGGGGUGGAAAGAUAUGUUGGCAUGUAUAUUACUGGAUCUCGGCUGGAUAUCGUUGAGAUGAGAAGAAAGGAUUUUUUGUGUAGCUGUCGAGGCACGAAUAGGAUGCCUACGAAUAGAC
This is a messenger RNA of Aaosphaeria arxii CBS 175.79, 798 nucleotides long. RefSeq names its product SCP-2 sterol transfer family protein. The transcript is spliced from 2 exons. The record is from RefSeq and is a predicted model, not a curated record. NCBI's taxonomy places the organism in Eukaryota, Fungi, Ascomycota, Dothideomycetes, Pleosporales. Gene Ontology annotation, cellular component: cytosol. Bases 261 to 644 code for a protein of 127 amino acids.